Porites evermanni is the source of this 10128-nucleotide messenger RNA. Lineage: Eukaryota; Metazoa; Cnidaria; Anthozoa; Scleractinia; Poritidae. The record is from the annotation of a GenBank genome assembly.
CAUCGAUUGAAAAGAUGGCGGACGAUCAAGAUCCAGGUGAAAGAGUGAGAAAACUAGUGCAGUUUGCAGGACAAGUACACGUUGAUAACAGUAUAGCGCCCAAGAAAUACUUUAGGUCGGGUGUCGAAAUGGAGAAAAUGGUGAGUCUUUAUUCUCUUAUUCAUAUUAUUCACAUAACAAGCUUACAACGAGCUGCCGCCAAAUUUCGCAAGCUGGUAUCGAUAUACCAACUGUAAACUUUUAAACUAAUGCUUUCCUUUUUUAAUUUUAUGAUAUGAAGAACUGUAAGUUCAUUGUAGUUAGUAAUUAUUUCAGUUUUUUGGCUUAUUUGCAAACAGCGUGCAUCAGCUUUUUUUACAUGUUCAUUACUCGAAUUAUACUAGCACUGUCAAUUCUAAAAAUAGGAACUGAAGUAAUUUUUUUCAUAAAGGCUAAUACACAACAGUGUUUUUUGUUAUAUGCACAUCCGUAAAAGUCACUCAAAGUUUGGGAUUUCGUAGCCAGAGAUCGUUUCACUAAACCCAUUUCAUGGCAUUUUCCGAUCUACCAUUCAGCAAGUUUCUUUUUGUACACAUACACUGUACAGAUCUCUGUAAUUCUCUUAGAGUGUUUAAGUCUACCAGGAACCUUUAUAAGUCUUUAGAGAAUUAUAAAUUCACCUUAUGAUACCAUGUAUAAACUCAUUUUAUAAUUUUUUCCUAUUAUUUUAGUGUCCCCAAUUAGCUUUUAUAAGCUAAAGACAUCGACACUUAAAUAAAGUUGUUAUGUUGUUAUCUUAUGUUAUGCUGCAAAUUUUGGAACUUGACAGGGUGCAAGGAAAGGUGUGUCCGAUAGCCGGGGGCUAGUGGACCUUGCUAUCAGGCCAGUGAUUUUUGUUCUUAACUUGCCCGAUGGGCAAGUACUGCUUUUUUGGGAAAUUCAAAUUACAGAAGGAUUGUAAUCAAUCCUCUUAAUAAAAAAGGGUUUUGGGGCUAGUUGAAAUGACUUGUGGGCUAGCACAUGCUAGCUACAGCUUGCCCAAAUGGCAGGCUGUAAAACUGACUUUCUUUGUAUCCAGUUGCUUGAUUAUUCUCAAUAAAUAAGUUGUAGUGGUGUGAAAACAAGCUGUUUGAACUGGCUGAAGAUGAAAUGACAGGACAUAAAGUUUUCAACCUCCCCCCUCUCCUACCUAACUUCCGGACCAUGAUCCACGAGAUUUUUUCCACUAGUGGCUUUUGGGUAGAGCUACAAUCACGGACAAAAGUAGUUGGGAAGAUGGAAUAACUUAACAACAUUAUUUCAGUUUUUUUUUAAGUUUUCAACCUCCCCCCUCUCCUACCUAACUUCCGGACCAUGAUCCACGAGAUUUUUUCCACUAGUGGCUUUUGGGCAGAGCUACAAUCACGGACAAAAGUAGUUGGGAAGAUGGAAUAACUUAACAACAUUAUUGCCCGAUUUCAUAGGCCUUAUGUGUAUGUUAAAAAAAGAUUAUUUGUUCUUCUCCCGAAUCCCCCCCGCGCCCCCUAUUCAAUGUUGGGACAUGUAACAACAAUUACGCACAAAAACAAUUUAGUUUUGUCCAAUAUUGAUCCAGGGGCGGGGGGGGACAAGUACCAAAAAGGUAAAAAUUGGUAACCUUCCCAACAUUUUUGACGAUGAUUGUAGCUUAGCCGAGCAGUCAGAGUGCUGUAAUUGUAACUAGGAUAUUGAGGCCCCAUGUUCACUCCAUUCUCCAACAACCAGCUGGCUUUGUUUUUAGUAGUCCUGAAUUCAACUCCUUGGUCAUGCUUGUAAACAGGCAACUGAUUUGCCUGCAGCCAGUUGUGAUUCUUAACCUCAUAAGCCACAAUGAGGACUAUUGGUUUAACAGCUGUAAUUGUGUAACCCCUAUAGAGUCAUUUGUUUGUUAUAAAGACUAUGGCAGAGAUUAGAGAGCAGUUAUGUGAACCAGAAAUAAGCUAGGUCAUGAACUUGAUGCUGUUGCUUUACUUAAUUUACUAUUAGUCUUUGAGAAAGCUCUGCUAAAUGACCACUUUCACGAAAAUAAAGUACAUUGUAUCGUCAACAUUCAUUUACUUAUUUUUUAUUGACGUGUGGUGUGAGAUCCUGUGAGUCCUUGAUACCUUCAGUUUUGCAAUGUUAUGCUCUGGACAAAGUCUUUGAUGUGCCACCACAUGUUGUACAAAAAGUUUAGGGCUUGUAGCCCCUCCUGAGUUAGAGUAUGGUAUAUGCAGUCCCUCAACAAUUUCAUUAAAGCUAGCCUGGCUCCUUACAGCUGGCAUUACCUCACUGAUCAUAGACCCCUGUAAUAUAUAUUAGACCCUUUGAAGGGGUUGCAAAAUGUACUUUACAAGUCUGAGUUUAAAAAAAACCUUUAAUUUCACAUAUUUGAGGAAAAAGCCUUGUCCAUGUCGCAGCUUCAACCCAUCUAUGUGUUGUUUGUUGCCAUUCCAGCUGUCUUAAAAAUGUCACCGUUUCAAGGCCAUGUGGCUUGUUAGAAGUUAAUCAUAACAGGGCCUCAUGUACUAGCUAGCUAGCUCACCUUUUUUCUCUUCAACUCUUGGAAUGUAGGCAAGGAUUUACCACGAUGAAGGAGAUUUGGAAAGGGCAUUCAUUUUAUAUUCCAAGUUUAUAACGUGAGUAUAGUGUAGUUAAAUUAGUGAAAGUAUGAUCAGACCUGGCUUACUUGUAAAAAGAGCUUUUACAGUGUAGCUCCAUUAUGGUUGACAACAAUCAUGAUGUUGUAGUUCAUAGUGUUUAUAACAUAGGGUGCCCGGUAGAGCUCCAAUGUGCCACCAGGUAGAAUGCUUGGUCACUCAUUAAUCCUGAGUUAAUUGGCUUUCCUUUUUCUAUCACAAGUCCUAGGAUUUCAUGGUAACGAUCGUCCUGGGUACCGUGGUCUUAAAAUAAAGGCACACUCUUUCUGGGUCCUGAAACCUGGGUUUAACCUCCUUUCAGGAGACACCUUAGCACUUGAAAAGUGAAGCUUGGAUAAGUUGAAGUGAAUGCUAGUCACAAUGACAACAACUUUCACAACAUGAACUAUUAAUCAAUGUACCGCACUUGUGGGAUUUCAACACAGAAUUUUGCAAUGAUAAGUUGAUCAUGAUUUUCUUUAUGCAUUAUUUAACUGCUUGAAAUAUUGACCAUAGCCGAUUCGGAGGCAGAAUAAAAAGAAAAAUACAUUUUAUAUGGUUCAGAGGGUGUCCCCAGAAGAAAGGUUCUACUGUAUACGGAAAUAACCUGGAUAUUGCCAAACCUUGUCAAACAUAUUUUUCCAGUCUCUUGACAACUCAUUAUAUAAAGGCUCCACUGUUACAAAGCUUUCAGCUGUACCUGAGCUGCCUAUGAAAUAUUGCAUGUGUCCUCUGAAAAUUGAGCUACCGGUAUGUUAAAUUAUGUGUGGUUUGCUUUGCAGGCUGUUUGUGGAGAAGCUUCCAUUACAUCCAGAGUAUGCUAAAGCACCACCAAUUGAUAAAGCAAACAACAAGAAGGUCAGUAAUGUUUCAAGGGUUAAUAGUUCAUGUUGGUGAUUUUAGUUGUAUUUAAAAGCAUACAAUUGGGGCUAAGGGGGCAGGGGGCAAAUGGUUUUUUUAGAUCCUCAGGGGUAGCUGGGAUAGGAUAUUUCUGGGCUAAUAUCACAGGUGACAAAUUACUCCUUAAUUUGGGUGCGAAAUUUCAGCGUUGAUUUGUAAUUUGUAAUUUCACAAGUGUGAAAUUUCAAAAUUGCUAUGGCAACCUUCAGUACGUCUCAGUGUCAAGAUGAUGACGAAGUUUUAAAAUGUCAUGAAUGAAGAUGUCAGGGCACAAAAAGACGUUUUAGAAAAGCUGAACACACAAAAGACCACAUCAGCAAGGAUGGAGGCCAGGUGCUCUCCUCUUCUUCUUUUAAACUCUUUCUGCUAUAAAUAAUAAUUUUGCAUUUUAAAAUGCCUUAAGAAUUUUUGAGGCUGUGGCCCCUUGGUCAUUAGAAAAUCAUCACAGACCUCAGAAACUCUUGAUAAUUAUGUAUUUUUAUAUUAUGUGUUUUGUAGAGCCUCAGAAAGGCAUUCACCUUGGCAGAGGAACUAAAAGGAGUUUUAAAGGAACGAUAUCAGCAGGAAUACAACCAGUUCUUAGCUGAGCAAACCAAAAAGGUAAGAUCCAUAACCAAAAGUAACUUUAUUGCAAAUAUAUAUAAAUUUUAUACCUAUAUUGAUCCAAAAAUGAAAAAAGUUUAUGAUUGAUUAAUUAUGCAUAAAUAAAUGUACAUAUAUAAUAUUAAUUUAUGUUCCAGGUGUUAUAUUGACUUUUCCUGCGUAAAAUAUUUGGCAUUAUAGUUCUAAAACUUGUCUGUGUUGGUUUGCAUCAUAAAUGUUGGUCGACAGUAUUAGCCUGGAGUCACACAAUCAAUGUUUUUGUUACAUUAUACAGUCAAAGCUCUCUUAUAAACAACACUCUUGUAAGUGUUCAUCUAUACUUUCCACUGCACUGGAGGAGGAUUCCCCAUAAGUUCUACAAGUCAUUGAUUGUUAUUUGCUAUACUUAUUGUAGAAAGAGGAGGAAGAAGCAAAAAGAAGAGAGCUUGAGAAGGCACAAGCAGAAGAAAGAACAAGAAGAGAGCAGGAAGCUCAAAGAAUUUUACAGCAACAGCAUAAAAGUGAGAUACCUGCAGACACAGGCUUGGCUACAGUUGUCACCCCAAGUGCCCCUCCAUUGAUUGGAGAUUAUCCAGCUCCACCUGUGUCACAUCAGGAAUCAUCUUUCAGUGACCGGACAGAAGUAGGUGGGAAUCAGCGUGAACACACUGCACCCAGUGAUGUUGGACAGACGCAUGAAACUGUGCAGCCACCAAGCUAUUCAUCACUCUAUUCUGUACCAACUCCAAGGUGAAAAGAUCAGCCUUUUGACAUGGGUAACGAUAGAACAAAUACAAAUGAUUGUUCUUCAGAAAGUGAACAUAGGCAACUUGUAAAUUUCUGAGUUCUCCUAACAGGAGGCAAAACUAUGACCUAGUCCUGAUGCUGUACCACUAAGCUACAAAAGACUUGCAUUGUGAGGGCUGAGGGCAUAAAACCCAGUUUUUGUGAUGAACAUCUUCCCUACUGCUACAGCUUUGGACUAGAAUAUAAUAUUGAUAGGUUGCACGAUGAGCAUUAAUGUGAUGGUUAAUAUCAAGCCGUGUGAUUAUAAGAGAAUGAUGUGCAUUCCCGCAUUCCUCUUUCUGGUGCCAUACAGUCUAAUCGAGACUUGCUUAUAGCUUUUAUUUUUAUCAUUUUACACUUGCAAGUCAGUGAUUACUUGAUUUGUGUUAUAAUUUUUUUUUCAGAGUACCAUCAGUUGACAGGUCAACUAAACCAGUGAUGGCUUCAGGUUAGCAUGCAUUUUUGAAUUUAUGUAGCAGUGAAAUCUCUAAAUACAUGAAGGCAUAUGUAAACCUAGGGAGUGAGGGUGGUGGUGUACAUGUGUACCAAAGACCGGAUGGGUGCCUUUUUGGAUCAAAAAGCAAGGGGUUGACUGCACUUUUUCACAAUUGAAAUUUCCAAUUUUUCAAGUCACCGAACUUCGAUUCUUGCCCAUGUGUUUCUGUGUGUUAGUUCUCGUACUGAGGGAUUUUGGCAGGUACUUACAGUGCAUAAAGGGUUGACAUAAAGAAUGAUAUAAUUUGGCAAGCAACACAUUGGAUUUAUGAGGAAAAACAUUAAAAUCAGACUACAUUUUUAACACAGGAAUAUUUUCGAGGUAAUAUUGUGGUGGACCUGUUUUGUUUGUAUGGGGCUAUGGGGGGAGAUUGGAUCAAAAUUAAGCUAGAUCUCCCCAUCCCUGUUACUGGUAAUUAAUUACAGAAGUCUUGGGGUGAUUUUCUACUAGGUAUUGAAAAGGUGGUUGAAAGUUUAUCAUCAACGGCAUUCUGUUUAAAGACUGGAAACUGUAUUCAUUGGAGGAAAAUUUUACCAUUGAAAAGUAUUCUCUUUACUGUUCAUAGAUGCAUCCUCACCAUCUCUUGGUCUUAGAAAGAUUCAUAUUCCCGGAGAACUUAUUAGCGUAUUUCUACGUCUCGCAUCAGAGAACACUCGAAAGAAUCUGGAGACUUGUGGCAUUCUUACUGGUCGCCUUGUAAGUAUCAUCAAUACUUAGUAUUUAUUGAUUCAGCUGAUGAUAAAGUUCUAAAUCGAUCUGUUUGUUUCAAAUAUUGAAACAUAAAGUCAUAUUCGCGCAUUAUCUAGGGACUUAGAGUAUUAGAGGGGGUUGAAUUAUUUAAACUCGAACAUGCCACAUAAGGAUAGUGCUAUGUAGACCAUUUAAAAUUAUUAUAAUAUAUAUAACAUUCUCCAUAAUCUUUUUUGCAGCAAAGCAAUAUGUUCUGCAUUACUCAUUUGAUAAUUCCAAAACAAACUUCUACGUCAGAUUCAUGUACAACUCUGAGUGAAGAGGAACUGUUUGAAAUUCAAGAUUCUUAUGACCUCCUAACUUUAGGCUGGAUCCACGUAAGUAUACUCUUGUGCAUGAUUAACAGAGAACGGGACCCUGUUCGUGCAAGUAUUGUGUAAUAAGUAGUCUGAGUAUUUUAUUAGUGAGUUCAAAACAGAAGGUGCAACCAAGCACUUCAAGUUUAUUCUUUUAGUAAUCUUAGUUCAUUAAUAGGCUUUUGAUUAUUUUUUGUUGUUUUAUCAGAUUUAAAUACACCCAUAAUAUUUAGAUUUACUAGUAAGUUUAUUUAAUUUUUGUAUUUUCUUGGACUGAGUGAAUGAAGGAGUGUAUGAAAAGAGGCCCUAAGUGACUGUUGAUGUAUUGUCAAAUUCUCAUUUUGCUUCCAUGCUCUCUCCUCCUUAGUAGACUGUUCUGCUUCACAAGAUUUUUAUUUUUAGCACAACCAAGCAUGUUAAGUGCUUGUUUAUUCUCUCAAGUCCUGCCAAGCCACGACCUGACAGAGUGAAUAGGGACUGCACAGUUUACCACUGUAAAGGCUCUCACUGGCACUCCACACAUAAAGAAAAAAAAAAAUUUUUAUAACAAGAGAAUUUCCCCUCCCCAUCCUCUGAGUAAAAGCCCAUGAGGGUGGGACUUAAGUAGUAUUUAUUUCUCCACAGAAUAAACAUGUUUACAUAAAAGAAUAAUUAAGAUAAAGAGACUCCAGUAUGAAAGAGAGGUGUAGAUGCUCGUCAUCUUGAUUAAUGGCGUAAAUUGCACAUUUUGAUCUUGCUUUUAACACUGGAGUGUUAAGGACAGAAAGCCUAUGAUCUUUACCCAUCCAGGUCUCCCUAAGGGUUGUACAUAAAGAAUUAUCUACAUAAAACAAAUAAACCACAGCCAUACUGUGUUGAAGACAGCAUAUAUUUCAAUGUCAACAUUUUAGGCACAAUUGAAAUCACUAUUUUAAAAUAGCAUUUAUUUGGUUGGGUAUUUUAAUAUAGUCUCCCUUGGGGGUUAAGGUAAGCCUCAGAAGCAUCAACAUCGGUCUCCUCUGAGAGGUUUAAUUCUAAUUUUCUGACAAGCCUUCAUCUCCCUCUAUGGAGGAGAGAGUGAGAAUCUUGAAAGGUAUUUGUCAGUAGUCUGCUUUCCUUAUGGGUCCCCUUUUAUUUGAAAUAAUUCAAUAAAUAAAUGCAAUUUUAAAGGUAAAAUUUAUUUCAUAAAUAUAACUGUGUUUCUACUGAUUUUCAUCAGACACACCCUUCUCAGACCAGCUUCAUGUCAAGCGUAGAUCUUCACACGCACUGUAGUUAUCAACUCAUUAUGCCUGAAGCUAUUGCAAUUGUGUGUGCUCCAAAAUUUGAUCAGUAAGUAGUAACAGUAACUAUCAACCAUCAUAUUAUGAUGGUGCCAGCAGGUGCUCCUUCCCCAGAAUGCCUAUAAGUGUACAUUUUUACAUGUGCUGCGCAAUAGAGUCAUGAUUUUAGGAAGUUUGAUUUAGAAUGGGGUAUGCCGGUAACCAAUAAUACUUUUUUAAACCCUUCAUAACAUCAGGAAACUUUAAUAAUCAUCACUGUUUCCAUGAAUCAUCCACAUGUAUGAUGCAGGUCGUAUGUGUGGGCAACAUUGUGAACCUGAUUCCUAAACUUAUAUAAAAAAAUUCUACUCCUGCUGCACUUUUUUAUGAGAGCCACUAACAUAGUGUAGGCUUUCAGCUAUAGCUUGAAGUCAGAACCCCAUGAUGGAGAAAGACUAAAGGAAAAAAUCACUUGCAUUCCCAAGAAGUCAUUACUGCCAUAGUAGACAAAAUUAAUAGUGCAUGUGGCCCCGAAGGGCAGUACUCUCUAUAGCGCCCUAUAAGAAGCUAGGCUCCACCCUGAAAGGAGUACAUUUUUUAGACAUCAGGUGGGUGAAGGGGUAGGGAUUGCACUGGUUGAAUUAUACAGAGGGGUAGGGAAAUCUGUCAUUUUGUUCUGUAAAAUGACCUAAAAUGGGUGACAGACGCUGUGAAAAAGACAAGAAAACUUCUUAGUUUAGUGAUUCCUAAUAAUUUAAUAGUAAGUAAGUAAGUAAGUAAUCGGUUUAAUAACAGGGUUUCAAUUGCGGCUCUUCAUCUGUUACUUAUAACUAAAAAAUAAAAUAUGUAUCAAAUAUUUACAAUAAAAAUAUACUAAAAUAGAAAGUAAAAUAAUAUGCAAAAUAGAAGCAUUUGCAGCUGAAGAGAUGCCACAUUCUAAAAUGGGUAUGUGAAAGAGGUACCUUUUCUUUCAAAAUUUGUAUGUAAAAGAGUAAGUUGUUGGACCUUGGGGCGGAGCCUCCUAAUAUAAUACUUUUUUCAAUGCCCCCCAGGAUGUCACCAAUCUGCAGGCUCAGAUGUAUUGUUUGUGAAUUUUUGCAGGACUGGAGUGUUUUCACUCACACAGGAAUAUGGUCUUCAGUUUAUUUUAAACUGUAAAAAACCAGGAUUUCACCCACACCCUAAAGAGCCACCUUUAUACCAGGUAAGUGUUGUUGUCUUAUACACUUUCUCUUUGUACUGCUAUUGCUAUUCACAUCUUUCCCAGUCAGUUUUUCAGUCUCUCACAUCAAAGUGAUCAAUUGCCUUCUUGCCCUUACACAGAAAAGAAAUGAAUGAACUCCUUUUAACAAUGGCCUCCACUCUUAGUAGCAGGAAUCUGAGUACUAAAAUGCUUUCUUUUUACUAAUUGCCUUUCAGGAAAGUUCACACAUUUUGUGGGACAAAGUUGCCAGAGUUGAAGUAAUUGAUCUAAGAUAAAGAAUUUUAAUUCUUGUAAAGAUGACUGUGUAAUCACUAAUAUCUUAUGAAGGAAAUAAAUAACAGAAUUAUUCCCAUAAAAUCGCCAGGCGAUAAUAUCAGAUGAAAACAAAUUUGAAGGGGUCAACAUACAGUGCAACCUGUAUUAAGCAGACACCUUCAGGGAAUACUGUUAUGUCGACUUAAUACAGGGUGUCCGCCUAAUACAGGUGUCAAUAGAUAACGUCAAAUGAGGUGUAAAAUGUCAUUCAAAUGAACAGUGGAAACUUUUUGAAUACUCUCAGAGACUAUGACGAUAUACGUUUGCAUUAAUUUCUUUAUCAAGGUGGACCAAUUGAUCAUAGGACCAUAAACAUAGAUUGCAACUCAAAUUUGAAGAAAUCAGAUGAGUGGAACAAGCUCCAUACAAACAAAAUUAAAUAACAAACAAUACCGUACUGUGAAACUAAUCAAAUAAGUUUGUCAAGUCACGUAUUUUAAUGUAAAAAUCAAAAAAAUUGUGGGUGACAAUUCGAGGCAAUCUUUCACAUUUCCGGUGUCUGGCAUGUUGGGUGGUGGAAUUUAAUCACAAGUGUCCGUUUAAUACAGGUUGGCAACAGUAGAAAUUACCAUUUCAGGUACUUUUUAGGUGUCCACGUCCACUUAAUAGAGGUGUCUGCUUAAUAAAGGUUUCAUUUAAUCUUGUUUUUCCAACCUUGCAUUGUAGAAUUUUGUAUAUAUGGCAAAUAAAGAUUGAAUUGAAUUGAAUUUAAAGUAAAUAAGAGAAAUAAAUUUGGGGACUUCAACUACUGUCCGCUUAAUAGAGGGUGUCUGCCUAAUACGGUGUCCGCUUAAUACAGGUUUCACUGUAAAGUAACGUGAAUUUUAGAUUUUAAAAUCAGAGAUCUGUGCUCCAAUGCAUACUUAUCGGUAAUUGUAUGCAUUUGAAAUUGAGAUGGCUCAGACCAGGUUUAAUACUUCAGAAGAACACUGUAAAAUUAGUA